Molecule: messenger RNA, 1949 nt
Organism: Lucilia cuprina (Australian sheep blowfly)
Lineage: Eukaryota; Metazoa; Arthropoda; Insecta; Diptera; Calliphoridae
Gene: Osi11
Exons: 1
Coding region: 195-1091 (298 amino acids)
Source: RefSeq, a predicted model, not a curated record
CCUGAAGAUCAGUUGCAUUUUGUUAGGAAAUUGAAGUGGUUUGUUAAUUUUUAAAAAAAUAAAUGAUUUUAGUUAAAACACAAGUUUUAUAAGAUAAUAUACAAAAAAAAUUAACUUCAAAAGAUACAAAAUUAUUAACAGUCCCUUAGGACACUUUAAGAAAAUAUUUUGCUAAGAAUUUUAGUCCUUAAAAAAUGUGUAAUAAAUUGAAACUGUUAAAUCUAUUCAUAAUAGUGGCUGUAUGUAGUUGUACAAUAUCGGCUGAAUUCGAAACGACUACAACCCAUAGUGGGCGUGGAUUUUUAAACGACAACGGUUUAACACGCACCAUACAUCACAUACUAAAUCAGUGUUUAAGUAAAGAUGAUGUGGUAUGGUGUUUCAAAGUUCAAGGAGCUAAACUGCUGGGUCGUGCCUUAAAAUUUCAAAAUAUUAACAUCAUUGAAGGCGUGGCUUUGGUGAAGAAAAACGAUAGUGAAUUGAGAUCUGGACGUGCAAGUGUUACAGAUCUUAAACUUAAUAAUCGAGACUUGGAAAAUCUCUCUAUGAAAAGUUUGGAUUCUCUGCUAAUGGAAAGAUUUCUAUCGUUUAUACGCUCGCGACAACUACAAGUUAACAUGCCACGCCUAUUGGCUUUUGGCAAAACGAACAGUCAGGAUUUGUGGCAAAGUAUUAUGGAUUUUUUCACCUCUAAUGAUGAUUCAAGUGCUGAAUCUGAAGGACGUAAGAAAAAAGAUGAUAAGAAAUAUUUGGGCCCCUUUAUAGCAGCAGUAAUGUUAAAGGCUGCAAUUUUAAAAAUGGCCUAUCAUUCGAUUGCCAUAGUUGCUGGCAAGGCUUUGAUAGUGGGUAAAAUUGCUCUUAUCAUUAGUUCUAUAAUUGGUCUUAAGAAAUUGGUCUCAAAUGAGGGUGGCGAGAAGACUACCUAUGAAAUUGUUAAACAUCCUCAAGUCCAGCAAAGUCAUACAUACUCAUCUAGUCAUGCGGGUGAUUAUGAAGGUCAUGAUGGUGGUUCCUCGUACCAUCGCAGCAUGGAUGAUGAAAUGAUGAUGCAAGAUAAGUCCUAUAAUGCUUGGGUGCCGUCCAGUGCGUAAAUCCUAAAGAAAACUAAUAAACACACUCUCCUAGUAUAAGUCAAAUAUAUAAUUAUUCCAGACAGAGUGGAAUUUAAAAUGUAUUGUAAUUAUUUUGCAUAAAUUAUAAGUUAGAUAUUGAAAAACAGUUGCUUAAUAACGAAUAUUCGUUCGAUUUAAAUUGUUAGUCGAAGGCAUAGAAAACAGACAUAAAUAACAUAGUAUUUGAUUUAAGGUGUUUGAAAAUGUAUGUUGCAUCUCGGAAUAAGUGAUGAAUUUUGAUCAGAAAGAAGAAACAGAAUCAGAAAUAGGGGAAAAUUUAUAAGUGAGGACUUUAGAAGCAUUAUUUAUGUAAAGACGGUCUAACUGUUGAUGCACGAAAUACAUUUAUUGUGACAACAAAAGUGUAAUGUAUAUUCAGAUAAAUUUAAAAUGAUAUAAUUUUUUCUUAUUCCCAAAUAUAUGAAGUUUAAUGUUUUGUAAACGAAAAAUUUAAAUUUUAAAUGAUUUUAAUGAAACCGAACAUCUUUUUCCAUUACAAGUUCUUAUCAUUUUAUUAUCAUAUAAGGUGAAAGUUUUUUUUUUCAAAUUUAAUUACACACAAUAAUUGAAACAUUAACUAUGCAUAUCAAUGAAACAUUUUAAUCAUUUAAUGAUUAUAGUACUCACACCAAAGAUAUAUUUUGUUAUUAAACCAAAGUUAAUAAUUUUAACUGAUUUUUUUUUUUAAUUUACUUACCAAAACGAAUCAUUAAACCAUAAAUAGCGUGUGUUGCAUGCAUCAUCUUCGUUAGCAUGUGAAAUUUAAUCUAGUUUAUUUUAUUUAUAUAUUAAAUUAUUUUAUUAUAUUUUUUGCGUGUGUUUUAAGUUUAAGUUAUU